GGCAGCACGUGAAGCCACCAGCCUCAGGUGUGCGGACAGCGCUAGACCCACGGGUACCUACCGGCACCUGCAGACCCGUCCGAUACCGACCCGUCCGAUACCGACCCGUCCGAUACCGACCCAUUUACCUGCCAAGCACCGACCGGUUCACCUGCCACAGACCGACCGACAGACUGACCGAGCGACGUCCCGGCAGCGAUGAAGGCCGCCCGGAUCGCCCUGCGCACCGCCGCCCCCCUGGCCGGGGCCAGCAGCCGCAGCGGGCUGCCGCGGGAGGUGGAGCAGUUCUCCCGCUUCUCUCCCUCCCCGCUCUCCAUCAAGCAGUUGCUGGACUUCGGCUCAACUAAUGGAUGUGAGAGAACUUCUUUUGCGUUUUUGCGGCAAGAACUUCCUGUGAGGUUUGCAAACAUACUGAGAGAAAUUGAUCUUCUUCCUGCUAAAUUACUAGGCACUCCAUCAGUACAAUUAGUAAAACGCUGGUACAUCCAAAGUCUAAUGGAGCUAGUUGAGUUCAAUCACAAAAGCCCAGAUGACCAGAAAGUCUUAUCUGAUUUUAUAGAUACAUUAAUUAGAGUCCGAAACAGACAUCACGAUGUGGUUCCUACGAUGGCACAAGGAGUAAUUGAAUACAAAGACACUUUUAAAGUAGAUCCUGUCACCAAUCAAAACAUUCAGUAUUUUUUGGAUCGUUUUUAUAUGAGCCGUAUUUCUACCCGGAUGCUAAUGAAUCAACACACCCUUCUUUUUGAUGAUAAGUCCCGCUCAGGACACCCAAGGCACAUUGGAAGUAUUGAUCCUUGCUGUGAUGUUGCUGAAGUAGUGAAUGACGCUUUUGAAAGUUCCAAGCUGCUGUGUGACCAGUAUUACUUAACAUCUCCAGAACUGAAACUUACUCAAGUGAAUGGAAAACAUCCAGGAGAGCCAAUUAGCAUCGUAUACGUUCCUUCUCAUCUUUUUCACAUGCUUUUUGAGCUCUUUAAGAAUUCAAUGAGGGCAACUGUUGAAUUCCAAGAAGACAGUCCUUCCCUUUCUCCAAUUGAAGUGACAGUUGUUCUAGGAAAAGAAGACCUGGCAAUUAAGGUCUCAGACAGAGGAGGUGGUGUUCCAGUAAGGAAAAUCGAGCAGCUGUUUAGCUACAUGUAUUCCACAGCACCGAGGCCAAGCAUGGAGGAUGAUCGACAGACCCCUCUUGCUGGUUUUGGGUAUGGCUUGCCAAUUUCUCGUCUGUAUGCUAAAUACUUCCAAGGAGAUCUAAAUCUCUAUUCCAUAUGUGGUUAUGGAACAGAUGCUAUUAUCUACUUGAAGGCCCUAUCAACAGACUCAGUAGAAAAACUCCCAGUUUUUAACAAAUCAGCUUCCAAGCAUUACCAGGCUACCUCAGAGGCGGAUGACUGGUGUGUCCCAAGUAAAGGCCCAAAGGAUGUAUCAAAGCAGAGUGCAGCUCUCUGAAGAGAAGUUGGUGUCCAGGCACUCAAGGGGAUCAAGCUGGCUUCUUAAAAAAGACUAGUGUUUGGAGGUAUUCCUCUACCUCCAAACAAGCAAAUUCUUCAGUUUCGGGACUGGCAGAAGGGAAAGAAGAUACGGAUGUUAUAGCCUGGGCUGCAUGCACUGAAUGUGGAAUCUUGCUGCGGGCUUCAGGAUUGGGAAAAUAGGAGCACAUCGGUCUUUAAAGAAGAGAUGUGUAUAGAGGAAAGUCAGACUAUUUUUUUUUCUUACGAGCAAAGACUUGAUGUAAUAGAGGUGUGCAAUUUUUAAGUCCUGUUUAAUGCUUGAAUUAUGAAUACUGAUAAAGGUCAGUUAUGAUGGUGUAUAUUUUUCUCCUAGAAUAGUUAUCAGUGGUUCAUCUUAUUACAGAACUUCUCAGGUAGAUAGAUAACACCUGUACUUUAAAGCUGUAUUUAUAACAUUUGCAAAACAUCAACUUAACAUGGCAGUCUUGUAGCAAGAUACAAACAGCGUUUAAAUACAUCCUGACUGGGAGGGAGGGAGCCCUGGGAGGUAGGGAGAAAGUGUUUUCCGUAUAUAAGGAAGUCCUGUUUUGAAAAUACAACAAACCUGUCUUUCAGUAAUAAUUCUAAUUUGAUGCCUUGCUCUGCAAGUUGCACUGCUAGAUUUUUUUAUGUUAAGUUGUUCAUGGAAAAACUAGCCAAGUAAAGCUCCCGCGCAUAUGGUAACUAAGAAGGAAAUUGGGAUAUUUUUAUAAAGCUACUGGAAAGACACGGAAAGCUACUUUGUUAUAGCAGCUGUAAGGUUAGGCUACAUCUGGCAUACAUCCCUGCACUCCAGAAAGCGUGUGCCAAGUAAGUAGAUUGGGAUUUUGCAAGAACUCAAGUCAGACGUGCAAGUUGAACGGAAAGGGUUUGGUGAUCUGUAUUAUGUAGGCAUGACACAGGAAACAACAGUAUCUUUAAAACAUGGUCUUGUGGUUCCUUUUUGUCAUGCUGUUAGAAGUUUAGUGGGUCGGUACGCAAACCCAAAAUCUGCCGGUCAUCUUUCUUGAGUUUGUUUUGGACCACACUAGCUCAUGGUAUGUGGGAAUUCUACACCUGGAAAGCUGUGAUGAGCACCGAAAGUCUAUUAGAAAGGUUUUCAGGAAGAGUGGUGUUGGAUCUAGAAUUUUGUUCUAAGAACUGUUUAUUGCAAUGAAAAGGGCUUAGGAGAUAAGAAGUUUCAAAAUACGAACAGUACUGAAAACUGUAGAAUGACUCUUAUGAACAGGAAAAUAAUGAGGAAUUGUCACAGGAACAGUGCCAGUGAGAGCUGUUGGGAAAUUAUUCCAUUCUCAAUAAGCUGCUUCAUUUCCCAUCCUUGUGCAUUUUCUCACUUGUAAACAAGGUACACUUAACAACAGAAUAGAAGUUAAACUAUUGGAUGUUGCCAAACUGGCCAGUCAAAGUUUAUCAGGGCUGUAUAAUAUGACUUGAUUAUUUUUUUACCAAGUAACGUAUUAUCUUAGGUGUAUAUGAUCCUUUACAAGAAGUUGCAAGUACAGCAUUUAAAGAAUCCUGCUCAGUUGUAUGACAGUUUUCUAAAAUAAAUUUGUAUUUCUUGGACAGAAAGCCACUCCAUAUUCUGCUGUGAAUAUGAAGUAUUUUUUUUUAACAGGAAUGAAAGCUGAAACUACUUUUGUGUUCUAGAAAUCCUGUUGCACAGAUUUAUCCAUCAAAAAUAAAAUAGUAACCUGAUAUGCUUUGUUUCUUUAGAAGUAUUGGUGAUAACUACUGAGCAUGAUGACUUCAGUAUUACAUCAAGGCUGUUUUUAUCUCAGUGAAUAAGCUUCAGUGAAAUGAAAUAUCUUUGUCUAGAAUAUACAGAUGUGGAAAAGCUGCCAUCACUGCCUUACUAUACUUGAAUAUGUGUUGAUUUUGUAUUGAAUACAAGGUCACAAAAUGAUACCUAGAUAGUCAUUGUUGUCAAGCAAACACAAAUGUUACCUCUCUGUCUGCACCCAGUAAUGCCUGAGUAUGAGUUAUGAUCUCAUGCUGUAUUGUACAUCUGUAACAUAGCUGCAGCUGUAACUUCUAUCUCAAAGCAGCUGAAGCCCAUGGGUGCUGUAAACAUAUCUGCAAUGUUGCUUGCAGAGAGAAGCUGCAAAAGACAUUCACAUUGCAGACAGAGAUGUCUAUAGCACUUAAGGAACCCACGUGGAAUCUCUGUACUUUUAAAAAAUACCUAAGGGCUAUCUGUCUAGAUCAUACAGUGUCUUUUUUUAGCAUUUACUGAAUUUUUAUUCCUGAAAGUAAAGCUGUGGUUUUAAGCCUUUUACUUGGAUGUAGAAAUAAUUUUAUAAUAAAAUCUUCUAAAUGGU
This is a messenger RNA of Columba livia (rock pigeon), 3808 nucleotides long. It is a transcript of the gene PDK4, whose product is annotated as pyruvate dehydrogenase kinase 4. NCBI's taxonomy places the organism in Eukaryota, Metazoa, Chordata, Aves, Columbiformes, Columbidae. Gene Ontology annotation, molecular function: pyruvate dehydrogenase (acetyl-transferring) kinase activity. The record is from RefSeq and is a predicted model, not a curated record. Gene Ontology annotation, cellular component: mitochondrion. The transcript has 12 exons. The coding region runs from base 199 to 1449 and encodes 416 amino acids. Gene Ontology annotation, biological process: protein phosphorylation; regulation of glucose metabolic process.